AUGGCGUCGACUGGACAAUUGCACAUCUCCAACCUCUUCUCGCUUCAAGGCCAUGUCUGCCUUGUCACAGGUGGAGGAACUGGGAUCGGAUUGAUGGCCACCCAAGCUCUAGCAGCAAACGGUGCUAAAGUGUACAUCACCGGACGGAGAAAGGAAGUCCUCGAGAAUGCCGCUCGCACGCACAGCCCACAGUCAUCCAACACAUCUCUCAAUGGCGAAAUCAUUCCGAUUGGGCCUUGCGACGUGACAUCCAAGGAGUCCCUGGAGAAGUUAACUGCCGAGCUGGAAUCCAAGGAGAAAUAUCUCUCCCUUGUCGUCGCCGCAGCAGGAGUUUCCGGCCCCAAGGGAUAUCCAGACACCAGCGAUGCCAAGCAGAUGAAAGACAAUCUGUGGAGAGAACAAGUUGAGGAGUGGAAAGCGACGUACAACACCAACGUCAUCAGUGUGUUUUUCUCCGUAGUGUCCUUUUUGCCUCUUCUCCAACGUGCACCUCGAAAUCUCGAUGCAAGCGUUAUCGUCAUCUCCAGCAUGUCCGGCCUCAUGCGCCAUUCUCAGGCACAUUUUGCAUACAAUGCGGCAAAAGCAGCCACAGCGCAUCUGUCACGGAUGAUGUCGAAGGAAUUUGCAAAAACCGGUGUCCGCGUGAAUAGCAUUGCCCCAGGGUAUUUCCCGUCGGAGAUGACGAUGAAACAAUCUGAUGAGCGCAAUAAAGCUCACAUGCCGGCUGAAAAGGUCAAGGACAAGGGGCAUGAGGUACCUGCCGGGCGUGCGGGGAGCGACGAGGAGAUGGCCAUGGGGGUUAUUUUCCUCACGAAAUGUGGAUAUGUUAAUGGAGAGGUGUUGAAAUUGGAUGGAGGAGUUAUGAACGAAGUUGGAGGUGGAUGA
This is a messenger RNA of Cladophialophora psammophila CBS 110553, 885 nucleotides long. RefSeq lists its product as uncharacterized. Lineage: Eukaryota; Fungi; Ascomycota; Eurotiomycetes; Chaetothyriales; Herpotrichiellaceae. Bases 1 to 885 code for a protein of 294 amino acids. The transcript is spliced from 3 exons. The record is from RefSeq and is a predicted model, not a curated record.